Molecule: messenger RNA, 933 nt
Organism: Arvicola amphibius (Eurasian water vole)
Lineage: Eukaryota; Metazoa; Chordata; Mammalia; Rodentia; Cricetidae
Product: olfactory receptor 51I2-like
Biological process (GO): G protein-coupled receptor signaling pathway
Cellular component (GO): membrane
Molecular function (GO): olfactory receptor activity; G protein-coupled receptor activity
Source: RefSeq, a predicted model, not a curated record
AUGGCAGGUGAAGCCCACAACAGCUCUGGGUUGCCUCGCUUCAUCUUGACAGGACUGCCAGGGAUGGAGACCUCUCAGCAUUGGUUGUUUCUGCUCCUUGGCAUCCUCUACACCAUCUCCAUAGUGGGCAAUGCCCUGACUUUCAUCAUCAAAGAAGAACAGAGUCUGCACCAGCCUAUGUACUACUUCCUGUCUCUGCUGUCAGGCAAUGACCUGGGCGUGUCUUUCUCCACACUGCCCACAGUCCUGGCUGUGUUUUGCUUCCACUUAAGAGAAAUCAGUUUUAACUCUUGUAUGUCCCAAAUGUUCUUUAUCCACCUCUUCUCUUUCAUGGAGUCUGGGAUCCUGCUGGCCAUGAGCUUUGAUCGUUAUGUAGCCAUUUGUAACCCACUGCGCUACUCCACAGUGCUCACUGAUGCCCGGAUGGGUAUGUGCGUUUUCCUUCGAAGUCGUUGCAUGAUUUUUCCAUUACCUUUCCUCCUGAAGAGGUUGCCCUUCUGCAAGGCUAAUGUGCUUUCCCAUGCCCACUGCCUUCAUCCAGAUCUGAUUCGCCUGCCCUGUGGUGAUAUCACCAUUAAUAACAUAUUUGGUCUCUUCAUAGUCAUCUCUACCUUUGGACUUGAUUCUGCUCUCAUUCUCCUCUCUUAUGUGCUCAUACUUCGCUCUGUACUGGCUAUUGCCUCCCAUGAAGAAAGGUUAAAGACCCUAAAUACGUGUGUGUCACACCUGUGUGCUGUGCUAAUCUUUUAUGUGCCCAUGGUAGGUGUGUCUAUGUUUGCUCGCUAUGGGAGGCAUGCCCCACGGUAUGUGCAUACACUCCUGUCUCUUGUAUAUCUUUUUGUUCCUCCAAUGCUCAACCCUGUUAUCUAUUCCAUAAAAACUAAGGAGAUUCGUAGAAGGCUUUCCAAAAUCCUGCUGCAGACCAAGUUUUGA